This is a messenger RNA of Plutella xylostella (diamondback moth), 1130 nucleotides long. RefSeq lists its product as uncharacterized. Gene Ontology annotation, biological process: apoptotic process. Gene Ontology annotation, cellular component: mitochondrion. The record is from RefSeq and is a predicted model, not a curated record. Lineage: Eukaryota; Metazoa; Arthropoda; Insecta; Lepidoptera; Plutellidae.
CAACUGUCAUGUCUGUUAUCACAUCACAAAAAUAUUGUGUGAAUUUUGAAUUUUAUAUCCUAAAUUUAAUUUUGCCAUGGACUGAGAAAUAUAGCAAUUACCUUUACCACUAACUCAAACUAGGUACCAUCCCAAUUUUAGUCACAAUGUUUCGAAGCAGUCUCCUCUCGUUGGUUAGAAACCUCCGUAGAACCCCUAGAAAGACAAUAAUAACCAAAAUCCGCAACCACGCGCCGGUGCCUUUAGCUUUUAUCUCCACCGUUUACUGUGAUAUAAAGAAUGAAGAGAGCAUAGACGCUAAUGAUGAAAUGGCAUGGGAUGAAGACAAACUAGGCCACGAGUUCCUGAUCCGCCAAGCGACCACAGUCAACGUUAAUGCAGCUACACAACUACUUACAGUCACCUUAGUCGCUAUUCAAGACACAAGUGAGAGAUUGCGAGAUGUGCUAUCUAAAGAGAUUACUCUAGUGCAACAAGCCAUGGAGUGGGGUGAAGACGGCACUCCGCCACAUCACUGGGACCAGCUGGUGGCCUUGCGAGGGGCUCUCAGUGACCUCAAACAUAACUUAAGAACUUUGAUUAGCUACAUGGAUUAUGCAGAAAAAAUUGCCACAGUAGCUGCAGAGAUAUCAUACUUAUCCGGAAACAUUGCUGCUUCAGAUGCCAUUUGUGAGAGAAUAGAUCAUGCAUGCAGAGCAUACAAGGCACAGAAGCAAAAAGUAGAUGAGCUGCAACUAGAAAGCCUGGAGCUGCAGCAGAAAGCAAUCAUUCAUGCACCUCACCUCGAAGACAAGAUCAUAGACAAGGAACCAAUACAGGACUCUAAGAACAAGGCCUGCUUUGAUAAAAAAUAAAGUUAUGUGGCUGAAUCUGAACUUACAAUUUGAAAUAGCAAAAUUUUAAAUUCGCGAUUGGACUCUAGAUUACCGUGAGGAGGUUGAUAUGAGUAUUUCCAAAUUUAAGGUGCAGUCUUCAGAUUCAGCCAAUAUGUUUCUAGUUUUAUAGAGAUAGAUAUUUAUAAUAGUUACAUCUUGUCUAGAUGCCAGUGACUGUGAGUAAGUAAUCUUUAAAAGAUUUCAAAAGAUGCGUUGUUAAUUUAUUGAUAUAAUAAAUCAGUGGUUAAGUAAAUA